GGGCGGAGCGGGGCCAGCCCGGCCCCCUGGGUCCCAGCCCGGCCCGUGCGCAGGCGGGUCCCGGCUGCAGCCCCAGCGCGGGGAGCGGGCGAGAGGCGGCCCCGGGGAGGCAGCAGCCGCGGGGCGGGAAGUCGCUGCCCGGGCGCAGGAAGCGGCCGGGGCCGGGGCCGAGCCCGGCGAUGGCUGCAGCGGGGCCGGCGCAGCAGCUCCAGGUGGCGUUUGAGGACGUCGCUCUGUAUUUCACCCGGGAGGAGUGGGAGCUCCUAUCCCAGCCACAGAAGCAGCUGUACCGGGACCAGAUGCUGAGGAAUUACCAGGCCCUUGUUUCCUUGGGCUAUUCAGGUUCCACACCGGACUUAAUCCACCGGAUCGAGGUAGGGGAGGCAGAGCUCUGGAUCCAGGAUGCUGAGGACUCCAGGGAAAGCUCCGGGCCUGAGAGCCCAUCCCGAGCAGGGCUCGGGAUCCUGGGGGGAACACGGACACAGUCUGAAUGCGGGGAAAAUGCAGCAGGGAGGCAAGAUUCCACAUCCCAUAGAGGGAUCCGUGCACCGGACACAGUCCAUCACCGCGGUAAACUCAGCCAGAGACUAGAACUUGCUACACACCAGAGACUCCCCAUGGGCCGGCGCCCCCACCACUGCAUUGACUGCGGCAAGAGGUUGAGCAACCCCUCCGCACUGACCCAGCACCAGUGCAAGCACACCGGGGCGUGGCUGCACCACUGCUCUGACUGUGGGAAGGCCUUUGUACGGAGGUCACACCUGAGAAGACACCAGCGCACACAUACUGGAGAGUGGCCGCUUUGCUGUGCCGACUGUGGCAAGGGCUUUGCAGAGAGCUCAAAGCUCAGAAUACACCAGCGCACACACACUGGGGAGCGGCCACAUCACUGUGCUGACUGUGGCACGGGCUUUGCAGAGAGCUCAAGCCUGAGAAUACACCAGCGCAUGCACUCUGGGGAGAGGCCGUAUCACUGUGCCCACUGUGGUAAGGGAUUCUGCAGUGCGUCCACACUGACCCAGCACCAGUGCACGCACACCGGGGAGUGGCCGCAUAUCUGUGCUGACUGCGGCAAGGGCUUUGCUUGGCGCUCAGAGCUGAGAAGACACCAGCUCAUGCACACUGGGGAGCGGCCACACUGCUGUGCUGAGUGCGGCAAGACCUUUUUACGGAACUCACACCUGAGAACACACCAGCGCGCACACACUGGGGAGUGGCCACACCGUUGUGCCCACUGUGGUAAGGGAUUCCAUUGUGCCUCCACACUGACACUGCACCAGCGCAUACACACUGGGGAGCGGCCAUACUGCUGUGCUGACUGCGGGAAAGGUUUUGCAGGGCGCUCACAGCUGAGAAGACACCAGCGCACACACACUGGGGAGCGGCCGCAUUGCUGUGCUGACUGCGGGAAGGGCUUUGCAGAGAGGUCAACCCUGAGAUCACACCAGCGCACGCACACCAGGGAGCGGCCGUACCAUUGUACUGACUGCGGCAAGGACUUUGCACAGUGUUCAACCCUGAGAACACACCAGCUCACACACGCUAAGGAGCGGCUGCAUCGCUGUGCUGACUGUGGGAAGGGCUUUGCAGACAGAUCAACCCUGAGAACACACCAGCGCACACACCGGGGAGCUGUCACAGUGCCACGAGCGCCCCACUGCCGGACUCGGGACCCAGGCGUCCGGGGGGCUGGGCCGGAAGGUCCCUGCGCUGGGGCCUCCCCCGGCUGCUGGAGCCGGCGGCGCAGGCUCAGGCGCGGGGCGGAGCGGGGCCAGCCCGGCCCCCCGGGUCCCAGCCCGGCCCGUGCGCAGGCGGGUCCCGGCUGCAGCCCCAGCGCGGGGAGCGGGCGAGAGGCGGCCCCGGGGAGGCAGCAGCCGCGGGGCGGGAAGUCGCUGCCCGGGUGGAGGAAGCGGCCGGGGCCGGAGCCGAGCCCGGCGAUGGCUGCAGCGGGGCCGGCGCAGCAGCUCCAGGUGGCGUUUGAGGACGUCGCUCUGUAUUUCACCCGGGAGGAGUGGGAGCUCCUAUCCCAGCCAGAGAAGCAGCUGUACCGGGACCAGAUGCUGAAGAAUUACUGGGCCCUUGUUUCCCUGGGCUAUUCAGGUUCCACACCGGACUUAAUCCAACGGAUCGAGUUAGGGGAGGCAGAGCUCUGGAUCCGGGAUGCUGAGGCCUCCAGGGAAAACUGCUCCUCAGCAGGGCUUGGGAUCCUGGGAGGAACAAGCACAUGGUCUGGCUGUGGCAGGAGCUUCAGCCAGUCAUCAGUCCUGAAAAUACACCCACGUACACACACCGGAGAGCGGCUGUACUGCUGUGCUGACUACGGGAAGGGCUUUGCAUGGAGCUCAAAUGUGAGAACACACCAGCGCGCACACACUGGGGAGCGUCCGCACCGCUGUGCUGACUGCACCAAGGGCUUUGCAGAGAGGUCACACCUGAGAAUACACCAACGCACACAUACGGGAGAGCGGCCAUACCACUGUGCUGACUGCGACAAGGGCUUUGCAGAGAGCUCAAGCCUGAAAAGACACCAGCGCACGCACACCGGCGAGCGGCCGUACCAAUGUGCUGACUGCGGAAAGUGCUUUGCACAGAGCUCAAUUCUGAGAAGACACCGGCGCACACACACCGGGGAGCGGCCAUACCACUGUGCUGACUGUGGCAAGGGCUUUGCACAGAGUUCAAGCCUGAGAAGACACCAGCGCACACACACAGGGGAGCGGCCAUACAGCUGUGCUGACUGCGGCAAGAGUUUUGCAGAGAGCUCAAACUUGAGAACACACCAACACACACACAGCGGGGAGCUGCCGCACCGCUGUGAUGUUUGCAGCAAGAACUUCAGCAACACCAAUGCACUAGCCAAACACCAGCGCACGCACACCGGGGAGAGGCCUUUCCAGUGCACUGACUGCGGCAAGAGCUUUGCAGAGAGCUCAAGCCUGAGACGACACCAGCGCGCACACACCGGGGAGCGGCCAUACAGCUGUGCUGAGUGUGGCAAGCGGUUUAGUAGAUUGGCCAACCUCACCCGGCACCAGGUCACUCACACCAACGCCCCUCUGCCAUCGCCAGGGCCUGGGGGGCUUCUGGCAGCCAGUGGGCCUGACGUAGCACCAGCAGAUGUAGACCAGCGAGUGGUCCUGUCCCCCUGAUGACCAGCAGAGACUGUGUGGGGGGUGGAAGGGAACUUGGUUGAGCAGUGUGGGGACGAGCAGACCGGUCCGGGUAGUAAUUUAGAGAUUGUCACAGCCUACUCCAUUAGGGAGCUCCCCACUUGCCCACCACACCAUCCAACUAUGUCUGUCCCACACACACUCAUGCAUCUAGCUGGGAUGCAGCCAGAACAACCCCCUCCCCCCAUUUAGAUGGGACCCAGCCAGGAACUUCUCCCCACACUUACCUCGGUUCCAGUAAAGACCUGCUAAAUUGACCGCAGAUCGCUCUCCCAUCGACUCCUGUACUCCACCGGAUCGAGAGGAAUAGGGGGAGUCGACAGGAGAAUGUCUCCUCUCAACAUCACGUAGUGUAGAUCCCUCGGUAAGUAGAUCUAAGCUAUGUCGAUUUGAGUUACACUAUUCACAUAACUCAAAUUGCGUAGCUUAGAUCGAAUUUCCCCUGUAGUGUAGGCAAGGCCUCAGUCUGCAGCAUUAUUAAGGACUUCAGCAUCUGUAUUUGCUCCUCCAUUACUUUUAAUCAGUCGCUCAAUUGCGUCCUUAAUAAAGGUGCGAUUCUCUUUUCUGUCCUGCCA
Molecule: messenger RNA, 3745 nt
Organism: Mauremys mutica (yellowpond turtle)
Lineage: Eukaryota; Metazoa; Chordata; Testudines; Geoemydidae
Product: zinc finger protein 585B-like
Exons: 8
Coding region: 180-3149 (989 amino acids)
Biological process (GO): negative regulation of transcription by RNA polymerase II
Molecular function (GO): DNA-binding transcription repressor activity, RNA polymerase II-specific
Source: RefSeq, a predicted model, not a curated record